Molecule: messenger RNA, 654 nt
Organism: Fusarium subglutinans
Lineage: Eukaryota; Fungi; Ascomycota; Sordariomycetes; Hypocreales; Nectriaceae
Exons: 3
Coding region: 1-654 (217 amino acids)
Source: RefSeq, a predicted model, not a curated record
AUGUCCAGCAACGAUAGCAAAGAUUUGAAAGAAGAUAGAGAUGCGCUCGAUGCUCUUGAGCUUGAAGCCAAAGAAUUUGACAAGGAUGCUGAGAUUGACCGCAUCUUGAAGGCAUUUCGCCUCGACGCUUAUGCUGUUCUUGAUCUCCAACCUGGUGUCCCUGACUCAGACAUCAAAGUUACUUACCGCAAGAAGUCUCUACUCAUCCAUCCCGAUAAAACAAAGAAUCCACUGGCUCCAGAUGCCUUCGAUCGGCUAAAGAAGGCUCAGACAGAGCUCAUGGACGAGAAGCACCGUGCACGACUAGAUGAAGCAAUCGCGGACGCUCGAAUGUUGCUUAUUCGCGAGAACAAAUGGACUGUCGACAGCGAAGAGCUCAAGACCGAAGAGUUCCGAAAGAUGUGGCGCGCAAAAGCGCGAGAUGUUCUCAUUGAUAACGAGCAUCGCCGACGUCGCCAGAUGAAAGCCCAGCUACAGGAAGAAGGUCGUGAACAACGACGUACUGAUGCUGAGGUGGAAGAGCGUAAGCGCAAGCGACAGCAUGAACAGGACUGGGAAGCCACUCGGGAUGAGCGGAUCAGCAGCUGGCGACAAUUCCAGAAAGGAUCAGGUGGCGAGAAGAAGAAAAAAAAGAAGCCCAAGCCCAUCGGCUAG